AUGUCGGACAGUGAUGGCAUUGCACACGAGCCGACUGGCCUGGAUGGUCUGCCACCAAUGCACAGCAUUGCCAAGGGCGAGGUGGUCUCUGUGCAGACCUACGGAGCCUUUGUCAGACUGCCAGGAUACAAGAAGGAAGGUCUGGUGCAUGUGAGUGAAAUGUCAGCCUCACGUGUUGAGAACGCCUCAGAGAUUGUUGAUAUGGGGGAAAAAGUGUGGAUUAAAGUCAUUGGGAGAGAGAUGCGAGACGACAAGGUCAAGUUGUCCUUUUCAAUGAAAGCUGUCAAUCAGGGGACUGGACAGGACUUGGACCCAAACAACGUCAUGGGAGAGCAGGAUGCGAGGCGACGUAGACAAUUCAGGGAUCACACCGGCAACAGGAUCACACUGGAGGCUGUCCUCAACACGACGUGCUCAAAGUGCGGCUGCAAGGGUCACUUUACAAAGGACUGUUUCUCCGCUCCGGGCCUGCAGUACGCUCUGUUACCUGAUGAGGACGACGUAGAGCCGCGGCGCCAGCAGCUCCUGCAGCCGCCCUCCUCAGUGGCACCACAGCUCGAGUCAGGCAAAAAGAAGAAGAAAAAGAAGGAGAAGAAAACCAAGAGGAAGAGGGAGCGGAAGGAGUCCGAGAGCGGCGGCAGCAGCAGCGGCGAAUGCAAAACCAAGAAGAGGCGCCACGAGCACACUCACGACAAAGAGGACAAAAAGAAAAAGAAACACAAGAAACACAAAUCGCACAAACACAGCUGAGACAGACACUCAACUCGAACCCACGUCGUUGGUCACACAACCUGCAGCUGUCAGACAGACGCAAAAUAAGAGGAAGUGGGUAGCAACAGACGAA
This is a messenger RNA of Pungitius pungitius (ninespine stickleback), 844 nucleotides long. RefSeq names its product zinc finger, CCHC domain containing 17 (gene zcchc17). Gene Ontology annotation, molecular function: zinc ion binding; RNA binding. The transcript has 6 exons. The record is from RefSeq and is a predicted model, not a curated record. Bases 1 to 750 code for a protein of 249 amino acids. Lineage: Eukaryota; Metazoa; Chordata; Actinopteri; Perciformes; Gasterosteidae. Gene Ontology annotation, biological process: RNA stabilization.